This is a messenger RNA of Vespa mandarinia (Asian giant hornet), 2192 nucleotides long. Its product is annotated as serine/threonine-protein phosphatase PP1-beta catalytic subunit. Gene Ontology annotation, molecular function: protein serine/threonine phosphatase activity. Gene Ontology annotation, cellular component: nucleus; cytoplasm. NCBI's taxonomy places the organism in Eukaryota, Metazoa, Arthropoda, Insecta, Hymenoptera, Vespidae. The record is from RefSeq and is a predicted model, not a curated record.
UCUGUAUCAGCAGUCGAUAAGAGUAUAGCAUGCAACACGUUUAACAUAUACGUCUAUAAGUUUUCUCUCUCUUUCUGUAAACGCGCAAGUAAAACAGGCAGGUGCCGAAGUAGUCCCUCCUACUAACCAUUGCACGAGCGUUAGUGCGCUAGUCAGUGGCGAGAAAAAAUGGCGGAUGUCGACUUGAACAUCGACAGCCUCAUACAAAGAUUAUUAGAAGUGUACAACACGCAGAAAGACCAGAUACAGAAGAAAGCCAAGCUAAAAGAUAUUUUCUCGUCGGAUUUUGUCGUAAGAGGAUGCAGACCGGGGAAGACAGUGACGAUGUCGGAGGGAGAAGUACGUGGACUUUGUUUGAAGUCCCGUGAGAUUUUCCUUCAACAACCGAUAUUAUUGGAAUUGGAAGCACCUCUUAAAAUUUGCGGUGAUAUUCAUGGUCAAUAUACGGAUUUAUUACGGCUCUUCGAGUACGGUGGUUUCCCACCUGAGGCUAACUACCUGUUCCUCGGUGAUUACGUUGAUCGUGGAAAGCAAUCGCUCGAAACCAUAUGUCUUUUGCUAGCCUAUAAAAUCAAAUAUCCAGAGAAUUUCUUCCUGCUGCGCGGGAAUCACGAAUGUGCUAGCAUAAAUAGGAUAUAUGGAUUUUAUGAUGAAUGCAAAAGGAGGUAUAACAUAAAGCUUUGGAAGACAUUUACCGAUUGCUUUAAUUGUCUACCAAUAGCUGCAAUUAUCGAUGAAAAGAUCUUCUGUUGUCAUGGUGGCCUCAGUCCGGAUCUUCAGAGUAUGGAGCAAAUCAAAAGGAUCAUGAGACCCACCGACGUACCUGAUACUGGUCUUCUUUGUGAUCUACUUUGGUCUGAUCCUGAUAAAGACGUUCAGGGUUGGGGUGAAAACGAUAGAGGUGUAUCAUUCACCUUCGGUCCAGACGUCGUGUCCAAGUUCUUAAAUCGACACGACAUGGAUUUAAUAUGUAGAGCUCAUCAAGUUGUCGAAGAUGGUUACGAGUUCUUUGCUAAGAGACAAUUAGUCACCCUCUUUUCUGCUCCUAAUUAUUGUGGAGAGUUCGACAAUGCUGGUGGCAUGAUGAGCGUUGACGAAACUUUGAUGUGCAGUUUCCAGAUCUUGAAACCUUCAGAGAAGAAAGCAAAGUAUCAAUACGGUGGUAUGAAUACCGGCCAAGCAGGCAGACCAUCUACACCACAAAGAAAUCCUGCGAAAAAGAAAUGACAGCCUUCUGAUCCGAACGAACAAUUAGUAUUCUCUUUAUUGACAGUGCUGAAAGCAUGAAGACGUCGAGCUCGAUCUAAUCUAUCCUAAUCCGUUAAUAUAAAAGAUAAAGUGUGCGUAAGAUUACUCUUACUUUUUAUGUUGAUUGCAUCUUAACGAGAUAAGCGGUGUAACUAAUUCACAAACGAUACGAUUAUUUCUUUUUCCCCCCUAUUUUUUUUUUCAUCGAACUAGGCGAGACUCGACGCCUACGUUCUAUGAAAAUAACUUGCAUUUUUCCAUACUGAAGAUAGUCCAAGAUAUAAUGACGCAGAGAAAUAUAAGAGACAGAUCAACUUUAUUGCAAUAACUUUGUUGUUUGUUUUCAAUUAAUUUAUUGGAGAAUUUCUCCUACGUUAUUUUCCAAUUAUAAUACAUUAUAAAAUGAUAUAUUAAAUAUUUUUUUAAAUAUAUAUAUAUAUAUAUAUUUAUUUUUUAUUUUUUUUAUAAAUAUAUAUUUAAAGUUAUUGCAAAUAAAUUGUGUUAACGAUCUCUGUGUAAUUUUGUAACCGCUGUAGUAAUUUUUGUCGAGUAUUAAUGGUUCGGAACAUUCGUUUAAGUAUUUAUUUCUUCCAUGCUUGUAUAAGUUCAAGAGAUAUCGAGAUUGAUUAAUGUCCGCGUUAUUUAGAGAUUUUUCGAUUAAUUAAUUACUACUACUAAUUUUAUUUAUUGUUAUCAUUGUUCGUCGUCCAACGUUAUCAUCGUCAUCGUCAUCGUCAUCGUCAUCGUUAUUAUCAUCAUCAUCAUCAUUAUUACCAUCAUUACAAUCAUAAUCAUCUCAUUAUCAUUAUAAUUGUUAUUCUCAUUAUAAGCAUUGCAGUUGAUUACGUAACAUAGAAUGCUGCAAAUGUACAUAGUUAGAGGUUUUAGUAGCUAUUAUGUUCUUCAUUUUUUAUUUCUCUCUUUCUAUUUUCCUUCCAAUUUUU